AAAAUUGGCUGCUUGGAAAUGCCUUUAGCAGAUAUGUUGGAGUUGGGGGAAUGUGCUUGUAUCAUUGGUGGGUGGCAGUUAAGGAUCUGGUGACUUCUGAGGAAGGCAGUGUGAAUUUCAAGGAGGAGUGGGUUCUGCUGGAUCUGAACCAAAGUACCCUGCAUAGGGAAAUCAUGGAGGAAGAUUUUGGGAACAUGGCUUCUCCGGGUGUGUCUCUUCUUCUUAGUGGAAUGGAAGAAGCCUCACCAGAACCAGAUCAGAGUCCAGUGACCUUUGAGGAGGUGGCUGUGCUGGAUGCAGAGCCAAGAGCCCUGCACAUGGAAGACAUGGAGAGGGAUUUUGCAGUUGGGUCUUCUCUGCCAGGUUACAGACAGGAGAGUGAAAAUGAGAGAGGAUCUCAUGGAGAAUUGUUGGAAGGCACCAUAUGUGAAAACAGGGAACAGCAGGAAAGAAACACGGAAGCAGAACAAGAGAGGAGUAAUGAGUCUUCUGCUUCUCAGCAAGGGGACUUCCAUGAAAUCACCAUCCAAGAAAACACGGAGGAAGAAGAAGAGAGUCUGUGCUCUGUAAGUGGGGAAAGCUUCAAUUUUGAACCAGGCCUUCAGCCUGAGUGGGACAUGGAUACGGAGAAGAAACCAUAUAAAUGUUUGGAAUGUGGGAAGAGCUUCCGUUGGAAUGCACACCUGACUAGACAUCAAAGAACCCACACUGGAGAGAAACCGUUUAAAUGCUUGGUAUGUGGGAACAGCUUCAUCAACAAUGGAAAUCUUGCGGUACAUCAAAGAAUCCACAUGGGGGUGAAACCAUAUAAAUGUAUGGAAUGUGGAAAGUGCUUCAGUCAAAGAUCAGGCCUCAGUUCUCAUCAAAAGAUUCACACUGGUGAGAAACCAUACAAAUGCUUGGAGUGUGGAAAGAGCUUUGCUCGAGUUGGUUCCCUUACGUUGCAUCAAAUGAUUCACACGGGGGAGAAGCCAUAUAAAUGCUUGGAGUGUGGGAAGAGCUUCAGUGAGAGUGUCAGGCUUACUAUACAUCAAAGAACCCAUACGGGGGAGAAGCCAUACAAAUGCUUAGAGUGUGGAAAGGGCUUCAGUUGGAACAAAGACCUCAUUUCACAUCAAAGGAUUCACACUGGAGAAAAGCCAUUUCAGUGCUUAGUGUGUGGAAAGUGCUUCAGUGAGAAUGGAACCCUUACUGUACAUCUAAGGGGCCACACAGGGGAGAAGCCAUACAAAUGCUUGGAAUGUGGAAAGGGCUUCCAUCGAGCUCACUCCCUUACUUUACAUCAAAGGAAUCACACUGGAGAGAAACCCUAUCAGUGCCUGGAGUGUGGAAAGAGCUACCCUCGAGCUAGCUCCCUCCUUAUACAUCAAAGGAUUCACACAGGGGAGAAACCAUAUAAAUGCUCAGAGUGUGGAAAGAGCUUUAGUGAGAAUGGAAGUCUUACUGUACAUCUAAGGGGUCACACAGGAGAGAAGCCAUACAAAUGCUUGGAGUGUGGAAAGUGCUAUCCUCGAGCUGACUCCCUUACUUUACAUAAAAGAAUCCACACUGGAGAGAAGCCCUACAAGUGCUUAGAGUGUGGAAAGAGCUUCUUUCGAGCUAGCUCCCUCCCUUUACAUCAGAGGAUUCACACUGGGGAGAAACCGUAUCAGUGCUUGGAGUGUGGAAAGAGCUUUCUUCGAGCAGACUCCCUUAUUAUACAUCAGAGAAACCACACUGAGGAGAAACCAUUUAAAUGCUUAGAAUGUGGAAAAAGCUUCCGGCGGAGUGCACACCUUACGCGGCAUCAGAGAAUCCAUGUUGAGGCCAGACACAAAAUGGCCGCCGAGCAAGAGACGAUGCCAUCAGGCUUAAGUAUCCCUUUACAGGCUGCUCUAGAGCAGGGGUUGCUGCCGGGAAUGAAAAUGGAGCAAGAGCCUGCAGGCCUCCAACCACGGGAGGGCUGGGUGGGCACAUGGCCUCCUCAUGUCAAGAAGAAGGAAGUCCUUAACUGGACAAGGCCGGUCAAGCAGGAGCCAGAUGAAGGGUUGGCACAGCACUGGGAAGCCCAGUGGCAGGAGUUCCUGAAGACUGUGGAGUCCCCUCACUUGCAGGGGGCAAACCCACAGUCUGCGGAAGGACCCAUGGCCAUGGAAGGUGUGGCGGUGCAUCUGGAUGCUUCAGAGAAGCCAGCCGAGGCCAACCAGUGGGCUGCAGGAGAGCAGGGAACUCGAACACGGCUGGACCCUGGCAAAGAAAACCCAAACGCCUGUAACCACUUGGUGAAGGAAGAGGACCUGGACGAGGCCAUGGGAAGCACGGAGAGGCUGCGCCAGCACUUUAGGCAGCUCCGUUACCAAGAGGGAGAUGAGCCGCGUGUGCUCUGCAGCCGGCUGGGGCACCUUUGCCACCAGUGGCUGAAGCCAGAAAGACGCACCAAGGGCCAGAUCCUGGAGUUGCUGAUCUUGGAGCAGUUCCUGGCCGUCCUGCCGCCAGAGAUCCAGAGCUGGGUCAAGGAACAGGGAACGGAGACCUGCACUCAGGCAGUGGCCCUGGCGGAGGAGUUCCUGCUAAGGCAGCAAGCGACGGCAAGCCUAGAGGAGCGAGACUUGAGGCCAGAAAGGAAUGAUGUGUCAGUGAAUCAGCCCAAGGAAGAGCAGACUGUCUUUGAUUCAGACCUCUCCAAAAAGACGAAGCAGGAGGAGGAUGUGGUGGGUGACCAUUUAGUAGAGAAUGAUUCUUCCAUUGUGACCACAAGUGUUAGCUGGAUGUGUGAGAAUGAAGAGAACUGUAUGCCAGGAUUUUCUGAGCAAGUCAAAAAGGGAAGUGCUUUGGAGAAUCCAUCCAGACCUAAGUGGGCACCAGAACAACACCCAGGGAAGGAUAUAGGGGGAUCCGUUAAUAGUGGGAGAGCAGACGAGGACUUUGAUGGGACUACAGCCCAGCAGAAGAGGCUGGCGAGUGAGAGACAGACGACUUGCAAAAUUUGUGGAAAACGAUUCAGCUGGAGAAUGGAUCUGAUUAAGCACAAGAAGACCCACACAGGAGAGAAACCUUACAAAUGUCUGGAUUGCGGGAAAAGCUUUAGCCAGAAAUCUGAUCUUAGCAUCCACAAUAGAAUCCACACAGGAGAAAAGCCCUUUAAGUGCUCUCAUUGUGGUAAAAGCUUCAGCAGGAGCACCAACCUCGUGGUGCACGAGAGAUCGCACACAGGAGAAAAGCCAUACAAAUGCUCAUACUGUGAGAAAACCUUCUGUGCCGGGUCUCAGCUUAUUAGCCACCAGAGAAUCCACACAGGAGACAAGCCCUAUAAAUGUUUUGAAUGCGGAAGGACUUUUAGUUGGAGCGCAACCUUCAGGAGGCAUCAGAGAAUCCACACAGGUGAGAAACCGUAUACAUGCUUGGAAUGCGGUAAAAGCUUCAGUUUCAGGUCUGUUCUUAUUGCUCAUGAGAGAACCCACACAGGAGACAAGCCACACAAGUGCUCAGACUGUGGGAAAAGUUUCAGCCAGAGGGCACACCUUAAUAGUCACCAGAGAAUCCACACUGGAGAGAAACCAUUUCAGUGUUCACAGUGUGGGAAAAGCUUCAGCCUGAGAUCAGUUUUGGUUGCCCAUGAAAACACCCACACUUUAGACAAGCCACACAAGUGUGUUGAGUGUGGGAAAAGUUUCAGUAACAAAUCCCAGCUUACAAACCAUCGGAGGCUGCAUACGGGAGAUAAACCUUAUAAGUGUUUUGUCUGCGAGAAAAGAUUCAACUUGAGUUCCCUCCUUACUGGACACCUGAGAACCCACACAGGAGAAAAACCGUAUAAAUGCUCACACUGCGAGAAGAGCUUCAGCGGUAGGUCCACCCUUGUAGCACAUGAGAGGACCCACACGGGAGAGAAGCCGCACAAGUGUUCAGACUGUGGGAAAAGUUUCAGCCAAAAAACAAACCUCAAUAGUCACCAGAGAACCCACACCGGAGAGAAGCCGCAUAAAUGCCCAGACUGUGGGAAAGGCUUCAGUCAGAAAUCACACCUCCUGAAUCAUCAGAGAGACCACACGGGAGAGAAACCCUUUCGGUGCUCAUGCUGCGAUAAAAGCUUUAGCUCCAAGUCGACCCUGAUGGUGCACGAGAAAACCCAUUCAGGAGAAAAGCCGCAUGAAUGCAAAGAUUGCGGGAAAACCUUUAGUCGGAAAGCACAUCUUGCUAGGCAUGAGAGAACCCAUGUGCCAGACGAAGCAUUCUUAGUGUUCAGUCAAUAGAACAGUUACUGUGCGACCGGAGACUAUUCUAGAGAAGAGAAGCACGCUGUAAAUAAAUUCUAUAAAUCUUUGCUGUGGGAAGAACCCUAAUUAACAGCCCAGUCCUGUACAUGUUUGUUGGGAGUAAAUCCCAUUGUACUUGAUGGGAGUUCGUGAUGGACCACUCAAUAAAAAAUAUUAACUUGGUUUGUGGCCGC
Molecule: messenger RNA, 4429 nt
Organism: Hemicordylus capensis (graceful crag lizard)
Lineage: Eukaryota; Metazoa; Chordata; Lepidosauria; Squamata; Cordylidae
Product: zinc finger protein 616-like
Exons: 8
Coding region: 51-4232 (1393 amino acids)
Biological process (GO): regulation of transcription by RNA polymerase II
Molecular function (GO): DNA-binding transcription factor activity, RNA polymerase II-specific; RNA polymerase II cis-regulatory region sequence-specific DNA binding
Source: RefSeq, a predicted model, not a curated record